AUGAACGCGUCGGGGCGGCUGCCGGCGGGGGCCGAGGAGGAGCCCCCCGGCGCCUCGCUGCUGCGGCUGGGCGGGAACGGCAGCGCGGGCGGCGGCCUCGGCGAGCUGCGGGAGGGCGCUCACGCCGCCACCCUGGCGGCCUGCGCCUCGCUGCUGGCGCUGGUCUUCUGCCUGGGCUCCUACGGAAACCUCAUCGUGCUCCUGUCCUUCUUCGACCCGGCCCUCAGGAAAUUCAGGACCAACUUCGACUUCAUGAUCCUCAACCUCUCCUUCUGCGACCUCUUCAUCUGCGGCGUGGCCGCCCCCAUGUUCGCCUUCAUCCUCUUCUUCGGCUCGGCCCGAGGUGUUCCGGGCGCCUUCUGCUUCACUUUCCACCUCACCAGCUCCGGCUUCAUCAUCAUGUCUCUCAAGACGGUGGCAGUCAUCGCCCUGCACCGGCUGCGCAUGGUGCUGGGGAAGCAGCCGCACCGCGCCGCCUCCUUCCCCUGCACCCUCCUCCUCACCCUGCUCCUGUGGGCCACCAGCUUCACCCUGGCCACCUUGGCCACCCUGAAAACCCACGGCUCCCGCCUCUGCCUGCCCAUGUCCAGCUUCGCCGGCGGCGAGGGGAAGAUCAUCCUCUACCUCUACGUCACCGACUUCAUCUGCUGCGUGGCCGUGGUGUCCGUCUCCUACGUCAUGAUCGCGCAGGCGCUGCGGAGGAACGCCCAGGUGAGGAAGUGCCCCGCGGUCGUGGCCGUGGGCGCCUCUGGACCGCAGCCCUUCGCGGGGCCGCCGGCUGCCCAGAGCGCCGCGCCCGCCUUGUACAGGAACCAGAGCUGCGGCCGGGCACACGGCCACGCCAAGCAGCUCGGCCUCCAGCUACAGCUCGUCUCAGCCGUCAACCUGUCCACGGCCAAAGACUCCAGGGCGGUGGUGACCUGCGUCAUCAUCGUGCUCUCUGUCUUGGUUUGCUGCCUGCCCCUGGGCAUCUCUUUGGUUCAGGACGUGCUGUCCAGCAGCGGUGGUUUCGUUCUCUACCAGUUUGAGCUGUGUGGGUUCACCCUCGUUUUCUUCAAGUCGGGGUUAAAUCCUUUUCUGUAUUCCCGCAACAGCGCCGGGCUGCGGAGACGAGUCCUCUGGUGCCUGCACUACGGAGCCCUGGGCUGCUGCUGCUGCUGCAAGCAGAAGACGAGGCUUCGGGCCAUGGGCAAAGGCAGCCUGGAAGUCAACAGGAACAAGUCAUCCCACCACGAGACCAACUCAGCAUACAUGUUGUCUCCAAAACCUCAGAAGAAGUUUGUGGACCAAGCGUGUGGUCCCAGCCACUCCAAGGACAGCGUGCUGAGUCCCAAGGAUUCUGCCGGGCAUCAGCACUAUGCGCAGAGCAGCUCCACCCCCAUGAACACCCGCAUCGAACCCUACUACAGUAUCUACAACAGCAGCCCUUCCCAGGAAGUGAGCACCCCAAAUAGCUUGCAGCCAGUGACCUCCACGUUCGGCUUUGCCAAAUCCUACAUUGCCAUGCACUAUCACACCACCAGCAACCUGGGCAGAGGCUGUGACAGCGCUUCCACUAAACCCAUCCCGGUGCCCUCGCUGUAGCCUUAGGGGAGGGUGCUGGUUUGGAAUCUCUGUGAGAGUCAAAACCAGAGAUACUUUAUCUCUGGGCUUGUUGCCUGAGCGUGGUUUUGUUACUGCAUUUUACUGCUGGACAAUUUGUUACAAAGUGCUGUAAGGACAUGUGGUUCCUUAUGUCACGAGGCAAAAGGGCUCGGAGAACGCUCUGAGGCCCUGCCAAGAAACGUUACCCUUAUGGGUGCUUGCCAUAUUUUCAAGAAGGAAGAAUUGGGAGGGUGCUUGGUGUGUGAUGAUGCUCAAGUUUAAACUCUUCCUGUUGCAGAGGGUUGAAGGAGAAGGGCGGUAUUUCAUUGUAGCAGGUGUCAGUAAUAACAAGAGGCUCACAGGGGAAAUGCUGGUUCUGCUGAGGUAACUGGCCCAAUUUCCAUCAACUUCAGCUGAAGUUUAGGAUUUGGGUCUCUGCUCCCUAAGGCAGGACGAGGCAUUUUACAAACAGCCUUUUAUUGUCACUGGGGAAGGACUUUGAGAAGCAUAGUGACACUAACAAACCUCUAAAGUACUGGUAUUCCAGUUGCCGCUGUCCAGUUCUGUUAAGGAUCGAUGGCAUUAUGUAUCCCAAAAGAAUACGUCUGGGGAAGUGUUUCACAGCUGAUAGAACCAUGCAGUAGGUUUUACUUGAGAGAUUAAUGAUCUCCUUGCAGACUUUUAUCUGUUGGUUCUCUCCACAGUCAGCAAAUAACAGGAGUCAAACACUGCUUCAUGAAUCUGACUCUAUGUAUAGUGUCACAUGUGGUGGGAAGCCCGUGGUGGAACACAAGGACCCCCAGGCAUUGCAGUUCCUGACAGCUGGGGCUUUUCAAAACAAGCAGUCAGCUUCCAGCUUCAGUGGACUUCAGCAGAGCCUCAGCUGAAGCAGCUAUGUUCUUUCAGCAGCUAAGGAAGAACCGUGCCACAGACUUCUGGUGCCUCGUUACAGGAACCCGUUUGGGUCCUUGCCGUGUGUGAGUUGUUGUUGGUUCAGGCUGUUGGUGAACUCAGCUGUUUCCAAGGUUUUCCUGGAAGAUUUAUGACAUUAUGAAUGUUGUUCUUUGUUUAACACUCUGAAUUUUAAGUCAUUUUGAAUAAUUCAGGACAGCUUUCUUGCAAUAAAACGGUUGUGAACAACUUUCUAACACAAAGGCAAAACUGAAAGGAUUUCCAUCAGCCUUUUCUCCCCUCCCAGAUAUUUUUCUCUAUGAACAAAUAACACGGCUCCUUUCUAAAGUAAUUAUAAAAGAUACCUAAAAGCUC
Molecule: messenger RNA, 2850 nt
Organism: Colius striatus (speckled mousebird)
Lineage: Eukaryota; Metazoa; Chordata; Aves; Coliiformes; Coliidae
Gene: GPR75
Product: G protein-coupled receptor 75
Exons: 1
Coding region: 1-1584 (527 amino acids)
Biological process (GO): G protein-coupled receptor signaling pathway
Cellular component (GO): membrane
Molecular function (GO): C-C chemokine receptor activity
Source: RefSeq, a predicted model, not a curated record